Molecule: messenger RNA, 768 nt
Organism: Didymodactylos carnosus
Lineage: Eukaryota; Metazoa; Rotifera; Eurotatoria; Philodinida; Philodinidae
Source: the annotation of a GenBank genome assembly
AUGGAAUCAUCGUUUAACAGCGACAAACCUGUUGAUAUAAAUUAUUUUAAUCCCAUUGAAGGAAUACAAUUCGAUGGAAAAUCAUUUGCACUUUAUGAUCCAAAUUUUAAAAUUGAAAACCACGUGAAUAUAUCAUUUCAAUUACAAACAUUUGCACAUAAUGGUCUCAUAAUGUGGUUAGGAGAUCCAUUUCCAGAAAAUAGUUUUACAAUUGAAAUUCAAAAUAAACAGCUUGUUGCACGUAUUGUUGCCAAUGGACAACCCUUUAGUGUUCGUACUGAAUUUACUAAAAAUCGCCUGUGUAACGGUGUAUGGCAUUUUGUAACUGUCCGUUUAGAUGAUAAUGUUUUGACGAUGAAAGUUGAUAAACGAAAUUUUAUAAAAACUGAACCACGUGUAACUGAUAUUCAAAUGAGAGGACCGCUAUUUAUAGCCGGCUAUUCUGAACAAUAUUCACCACAGUAUAUUUCCGUGAGAGUUAAUGACUUUUUUCGUGGUAAUUUACGAAACUUGAAAAUAAACAAUUUACAAGUUGAUUGGUUAGCACCAAAAAAUACAUUAUUAGCAGCUACACCAGAAUUUCAUUCGUUAUUUGAUGAUCGAAUAAACUAUAAUCAUCAACACCAUCAUCAUCAACAACAACCUUUAAUAAAGAACUCAACUGUAUUCGAUAGUUCUCGAAUUAAUAAUUAUAAUAACAGUAGUUCAAAACACUAUCAAACAGUCACUACAGCGACAACCACCGCCACAAAUCAAUUCUUAACUUAA